Messenger RNA from Mangifera indica (mango), 4745 nucleotides. RefSeq names its product formin-like protein 18. The transcript has 18 exons. The coding region runs from base 460 to 4380 and encodes 1306 amino acids. The record is from RefSeq and is a predicted model, not a curated record. Lineage: Eukaryota; Viridiplantae; Streptophyta; Magnoliopsida; Sapindales; Anacardiaceae.
AACAAAGAAGAAUGAUAAAGUAACGGAGGAACGUCAUUAUCAGCAUUAUCUAUUGAACAAAUACACACGACGGGGACAGAGACCUUGAGAGACCAGCCUCAGAUGCUUGGAUUCUUAUUCUUAUUCACAAUAACAAACUUGCCAUGUCUAUCCCUUCAAUACCCACAUGGAGUAUCCCAUUUAUUUCUAUUUUUUUUCCUUUUUUUAGGCAACUCUGUUGAUUGAAAGCUAAGUUUAUCUAGUAAGUGUGAAUGUCAAGACAACAAUGGUAAUGCCCACAUGGGUGUUUCGUGAAAACCCGGCAAAAUUCAUUCAUGUCUCUUCUGUCUCAAUUUACACUCACUCUCUUCAAUCCCAUCGUUUAUUUAUUUGGGUUUGGAUUGUUUUCUUCUCCUGUUUCAUCGUGGCACUUUGUCGAACAUUUGGGUGAUAUUUUUGGAUCACUGAAAAAGAAAAACAAUGGCUUUGUUUAAGAAAUUCUUUUACAGGAAGCCGCCUGAUGGGCUGUUGGAGAUCUCUGAACGGGUCUAUGUAUUUGAUUGCUGCUUCACCAUGGACAUUUUGGAGGAUGAAGAAUAUAAGGUGUAUAUGGGAGGCAUAGUGGGUAAACUCCGUGACCACUUUCCUGAUGCUUCAUUCAUGGUGUUUAAUUUUCGAGAAGGAGAGAAUCAGAGCCAGAUUUCUAAUAUAUUGUCUGAGUAUGAUAUGAUUGUAAUGGAUUAUCCUCGUCAGUAUGAAGGUUGCCCCUUACUCCCAAUGGAGAUGAUGCAUCACUUCUUGAGGUCAAGUGAAAACUGGCUCUCUCUCAGGCAACAGAAUGUGCUGUUGAUGCAUUGUGAAAGAGGUGGGUGGCCAGUCUUGGCCUUUAUGCUUGCUGCCCUCUUGAUAUAUAGAAAGCAGUUCACUGGGGAGACGAAAACUUUAGACAUGAUUUACAAGCAAGCACCUCGUGGGCUUGUGCAGUUGAUGUCACCACUGAAUCCAUUGCCCUCUCAGCUGAGAUACCUUCAGUAUGUCUCAAGAAGGAAUGUAACCUCUAAAUGGCCUCCACUGGAUAGGGCACUUACACUGGAUUGUAUUAUUUUUAGAGUCAUCCCUAGUUUGGAUGGAGAAGGGGGUUUUUGCCCAAUAUUUAGGACAUAUGGGCAGGAUCCUCUAAUGGUUGCUGAUCAAACACCCAAAGUUUUGUUCUCGACGCCAAAAAAGAGCAAAGUUGUCCGGCAUUACAAGCAGGCAGAUUGUGAAUUAGUAAAAAUUAAUAUCCAUUGCCAUGUUCAAGGUGAUGUUGUAGUUGAGUGUAUUAGUUUGGAUAGUGGUCAAGAGCGUGAAGAGAUGAUGUUUCGGGUCAUGUUUAAUACAGCCUUUAUAAGAUCAAAUAUUUUGAUGCUUAAUCUUGAGGAAAUUGAUAUCUUGUGGAAUGCUAAGGAUCAAUUUCCUCAGGGGUUCAGAGCGGAGGUUCUUUUCUUAGAGAUGGAUGCUACUUCUUCUCUAGUUUCAUAUGAUUUGCCGGGUGUAGAGGAGAAGGAUGGUCUUCCUAUAGAAGCAUUUGCUAAAGUUCAAGAAAUUUUUAACAAUGUUGAUUGGCUAGAUCUGAAGGCAGAUUUUGCACUAAGCAUGCUUCAGCAUGUUACACUGUCAAGUAUCCUCCAAGAAAAGUUGGACAACGGUCUUUCCCAAAGUCAAAUAAAAGGCAAUGGUUUCCUAGAAUUAGCUCUUGAAAAAGUUGUGGAGAAACCAAAAUUGAAAGCAUCAGAAAGUAACAUCAAGAGUCCUAGAUCUAUUGCGCAAGCUAAACAAUCUACACCACCGUAUAAACCUUCCCUUGAUAUAAAUUCCCCCUCCAAGAAGAUUGAAGCCCAAGAACAUCAUAUUACUCUCCAAAGACCUACUAAAUCUAAGAUCAUUUCUCAGCCAUUAUCUCAAACUUCUCUCUCUCACUCAACUUCAUUUGGCAAUUCCUUGCAAGGGUCACCUGUGUCUAUAUCAAAAUAUCAUAGUGCACCUGCAAACCUUGGCAUUACAACUCUAUUGCAAGAUCAUGAUGUAUCUGAUAAUGAAGAAGUCCCUUAUCAAGUGACAAGACCUCUACCUACUGCAACCAUUUCAUCUCCUUCCGUCACAAAUAUACUGAAACCUUUGCAGCUGAGUCAUGUGCCUACUUCACCACAGUCACCACCAAAGUUGCCUCCCUCAUUGCAAUCUUCACUGGAGGCUCAUAAAACUAUAAAAAAUGUAGCCCCUCCUCCUUCUCAACCGUCUCCUAAGGAAACACAAUCUUUACCAUCACAACUUUCUAGAAGCACAUCACAACUUCCUGGAAGCACAUCACAAAGCAAAGAGCAUUCAUUAUCAGUUCCAUCUACCCCACCACCAGUGCUUUCUACUUUAGAGGCAUCAUCUUCUGUUACCAAGAGCUCACAUUCAACUCCUCCACCCUCUUCUUUGUUGGGGGCAUCUCAACCUCUGAUGGCCGAACAUUCAUUGUCAACUCUCUUGCCUCCUUCAUACUCACCUCCGUUUGUAAGUACAUCUAUGUCCGUUUCCUCUGUCAAUAACACAGUUUCCAAACCCCCUCCUCCUCCCCCACCACCUCUUUUGUCUAGAACAUCUCCAUCUUCAAUUGUUAAGGACUCACUUCCAACACUAUCUCCUCCUCCUCUACCCCCUUUUUUUCCUGGACCAUUUUCAACACCCCCUCCUCCACCACCCCAUCCAGUUAUUUCAUCAGCUUCUUGUGUUGCUUCCUCGCCAGAUUCUAGAAAGAGUUUAGCUGUUACAUUGAAACCUCCUCCACCACCUCCCUUUCCUUUAAAGUCUGAGGGUUCUGUUAUUACAUCUUCAACACCACCUCCACCUCCACCUCCACCUCCUUUAAAGUCUAGGAGUUCUAUUACUACACCUGCACCACCACCACCUCCUCCAAAUAAAUCUACAAAUGUUCCUCCUAUGCCACCUGCACUAGCUCCUUUAUCAAAAGCUAGUGGUGUCUCUCCUCAAUCUCAUUUUGAAAUUAGUAAUGGCAAUAUCCCUCCUAUUCCUGGACCUCCCUCUGCCCCUGUAUUCUGUGCAAAGGGACGAGGAAUAUCACGUUCAAAUCCUAAAAGUCAAUCCCAACCUAGGAAAAACAACUUGAAGCCAUAUCAUUGGUUAAAGUUAACCAGAGCAAUGCAAGGAAGCUUAUGGGCUGAAGCACAGAAAUUGGAUGAAGCUUCCAAAGCUCCAGAGUUUGACAUGACAGAACUGGAGAGUCUUUUCUCAGCUGCUGCUCCAAAUUCAGAUAGUGGGGGCAAAGGUAGGAAGUCAAAUCGUUGUUCCUCAGGACCCAAAUCUGAGAAAGUUCAGCUGGUUGAACUUCGGCGGGCUUAUAACUGUGAAAUUAUGCUUUCAAAGAUUAAAGUCCCCUUGCCCGAUUUGAUGAGUGCAGUCCUUUCAUUGGAUGAUUCAGCAUUGGAUGUUGAUCAGGUUGAUAACCUUAUUAAGUUUUGUCCAACUAAAGAAGAGAUGAAAUUACUCAAGAAUUAUAAUGGCAAUAAGGAAAACUUGGGAAAAUGUGAACAAUUCUUCUUUGAACUGAUGAAAGUGCCACGGGUGGAAUCAAAGCUCAGAGUUUUCUCAUUUAAAAUACAAUUCCGUACUCAGGUUUCUGACCUCAGAAAUAAUUUGAGUACUAUAAAUUCUGCAUCUGAAGAGGUCAGAAAUUCGGUCAAGUUGAAAAGGAUCAUGCGAACUAUUCUUUCUCUGGGUAAUGCUUUGAACCAUGGAACUGCAAGGGGGUCUGCUGUGGGAUUCCGAUUAGAUAGUCUCCUCAAACUCACAGAAACUCGAGCCCGGAACAACAAGAUGACUCUCAUGCACUACCUUUGUAAGGUACUUGCUGAAAAAUUGCCAGAACUUCUAGAUUUUCCAAAAGAUCUUGUGAGUUUGGAGGCUGUAACCAAGAUACAACUAAAAUAUUUGGCAGAGGAAAUGCAAGCUAUUAGUAAAGGACUGGAGAAGGUUGAACAAGAAUUUACUGCCUCGGAAAAUGAUGGUAAAGUGUCGGAGAAUUUUUGCAAGAUUCUAAAGGAGUUCCUUAGUUUUACUGAAGGUGAAGUGAGGUCUUUGGCAUCACUUUAUUCUGGUGUGGGUAGAAAUGCAGAUGCAUUGGCUCAAUAUUUUGGUGAAGAUCCAACUUGGUGCCCUUUUGAGCAAGUUGUGUCUACUCUGCUCAACUUUGUGCGGAUGUUUGUCCGGGCACACGAGGAAAACUGCAAGCAACUUGAACUUGAAAAGAAGAAAGCGCAGAAGGAAACAGAAAGUGAAAAGUUGAAGAUGAGUUCUGCCAAAAAGGAUUCUUUACACUCGGAAAACAGUCCCUUGGAGAGAAACAUCAUCAAAUGAUCAUCAUUCGGUAGAUACAGCAAUUUUUGUUGAUUGACACAAGCUCCUGCAAUGUAUGAAGACUGUACUAGGAUUCGACACAACAAACAAGAGACAAACGAGCAAUGGUACUCAAGUAGAAUAAGGGCAUUUAUCAGCCAGCCUUGGAUUACAAAUACCCAUUUUAAUUAAAAUGGUGGAGUUGAUGAAAUCUUCCCGGCAAGCUACGAGUGAGACUAUAAACAUAUCGGUAUAUUAGAUUUAUUUUUCUUCAAUGUUAUACUAGUCUUUGUAUAUUUUUUUGAGUUAUAGGGAUGUAAAUGUUGAGAUGUAAUGUUGUUAGGAUGAGUAGUUGUUGCAAGGGCAAAGAAUUUCUUUUUUACCAA